AUGAAAAUGGCGACGAUACGCGGCGAAGUACUGCUGUCAAGCGAGUUCGGACUUUACCCAAAGAAACGAAAUGUGUACAAAGUCUCACUGAGUCGCACAGGGAUUUUCUACAGCCUUCUAACAGACAAAGAAGGUGCAAGUGAAGUAAAAGUCGUUCAUUUGAGCGAUGUAAUCGGCUGCCGGUGCCAAAGAUCGCUUGGUUGUGCAUCGGCUUUCAUCACUAUUUUCUCCUACCCGUUCAAACAAAAAGUGUUCAGCUCCAAAUCUACGCGGAAGAGAGUACCCGUCAUCUUUGAGGUGCAGAAGUUUUCCUCCUUCGAUGACAAUCUCAAACUUGCAGAAAAAUGGCGGAAUGUCAUCAACUGUUUGUCACGGAGCAUUCCCUUGAAUGGCGAAGAUCUAGACUCCUGCUGCCCCCCAGCCCCCGGGCGACUCCUCGUCCUCAUCAACCCCCACAGCGGCCCCGGGAAGGCACUGCAGAUCUUCAACAAUGAGGUCAAGCCGAUGCUGGAGGAGGCCGAGAUCCCGUACAAGAUGCAAGUCACAGAGUAUGCCGGCCACGCCCGAGACCUGCUGCUGACACUGGCCCUGAGUGAAUGGUAUGCAGUGGUCAUCGUGUCCGGCGAUGGCUUGAUAUAUGAGGCUAUCAAUGGGCUGAUGGAGAGGCCGGACUGGGAGAAAGCGAUCCAGAUUCCCGUGGGAUGUAUUCCUGGUGGCUCCGGCAAUGCUCUCUGCUGCUCCAUCAACUAUUCAGCAGGAGAGCCAGUGGACAUGAAUGCUGUGCUGCAUUCGACCUUUGUCCUCAUCAAGCACAAGGUCGUGCCCAUGGACCUGGUGCUGAUCCAGACUCCGUCACAGCGGAUCUUCUCCUUCCUGUCCGUCACAUGGGGCAUCAUGGCCGACAUCGACUUUGAGAGUGAGAAGUACCGCAGUAUCGGGGAAGCCAGGUUCACUCUCGGGGCCAUCAAGCGCAUUCUUAAUUUACGCUCGUACAAAGGAAAAAUCUCCUUCCUGCCAGUUGCUGAAUACAGUCCCAAGGUUGUGAAUGGAGAAAGUAAGAAUGCUGUUGUGACCAAGAUCCGUAGAUUUUCACUACGGAGUCGCAGUAACAGUAAAAGCACACUGAGUUCAGGCAGCAAUGAUAGACUGUCAGCGUUCGGCUCCCAGGACCUUGUCAGCUCGGACCUGAACCCAAGCAGCUCCCAGCUCAGCCUCAGCAACUCCAACGGGAGUAUGGGUGAGAUGAACAGCAGCAUGGGAGAUCAAGAACAGAUGCCAAACCUCCAAGAAUCUCAGGAACAUUCCACUCUGUCCAAUUCCGCUACCAGGUCAAGCAUGGAGAUCAGCGAGGACUUCUCCCCGGACGGCUGUGGAGACGGCAUACAAACUCCUAAACCAAUAAACAUUACGACAAACGGACACUCCACGAAUGAACCAUCUGGCGGGACAAAUCAGAGCUUGGAAAAUAAUGUGAAAUUGAAGAAGAGUUCCAUAACAGCUUCGGGAAGCCGUGGCCAAUUUGAAAUUGAAACAGAAACGGUUUCGGCUAAGAGGGCUGAGAACCACAACCUGUCUGCCGCUCUUCUGCCGCCGCUAGAUCAACCAGUUCCCGAGGAUUGGGUUGUUAUAGAGGAUGGGUUCGUGUCAGUCAGUGCUCUAUACCAGACCCAUCUUGGAAGUGACAUGCUUGCAGCACCUCAUGCUCAUCUUAGUGACGGCUUUAUGUAUCUUAUGUUUAUCAGAGAUGGAAUUCCACGGAAUACGCUCUUAAAUCUCUUUCUGUCCUUCGGUGAAGGCGGACAUGUUGAUUCGCCUCAUGUGGAAAUUGUCAAAGUGCUAGCUUUUAGGUUCGAGCCAUCUUCGUCAAAUGGGAAUAUUAUGGUUGAUGGUGAACGAAUUGAUGUGACCCCUCUCCAAGGUCAAGUUCUACCUCAGCUUAGUAGAAUUAUGGCAAUUCAGUGAUCUAAUCAUUUUCUGUAUUAUGAUGGAUGAUUUCAAGAUGGAUGUGUUUGUCAAUGGCUUCUGCCAACAUGCGUCAGAGCUAUAGUGGCAUUGCUUAGUGUGUAUUAAUUCCAGGUUUGUGUGGUCCAACAACAGACUUGAGAUGUACUAGCAGCAUAAAUUGGAAGACAGAACAUAGGUUUCGGAUUUGUGGAACAGAAUGCUCUAGCUUCAUGUAUUAACCCACGUUUUAGUAGAUGUUACGGCUAGAUUUGUUACAGAGUUUGUUAUUGCUAGAUAUGCAUUAUGGUGUAUUGUGGCCAGAUACACACAAGAGUGGAUGUACUAACUUGAUGUAUUUUUUAAGCAUAUUGUGGAUAGAUAUAUAUUAUAGUGGCUAGAUUAAGUACAUUUGCGCUAUACAUACUUUAAGGUGCGUUAUGGCUAGAUAUGCACUACAGUACAUGUUGUGAAUAGAUAUGCAUUAUUGUAUGCGUUGUAUAUGGUGGCUAGAUACGCUCUAGUGGAUAUCAGAGUUAUAUGUGUCUGAUAUUGGCCAGAUGUGCACUGCAGUGCAUGAUAUGACUAGAUAUGCAUGUUAUACUGUACUUACAUUACAGUACAUAGUAUAGAUAAUGUAUUCGCCAUAUUAAGGACCAUGGGUGAUUAGAAAUUAAGUCGAGUUGGAUGCUUUUUUUAAUAACUCACAAUAUGUCUAAAUUUGAUAACAGAUCGAGGAGUGAACUAACAUUAUUUAAUGCUGAUGUAACUAAAACUUUUGCUAUAAGAAGAUAGACAAGGUGAUGAGCACGCGAUGAAAUAUUGUAAGAAAGGGAUGAAUAAGAGACAGAGUUAGAAUUUGUUGACAUGGUACGUAUAUCCAGUGUUUACAUACUAGUAGUGUUGUCACAUCCUGACAGAUGUCAAAACUCAUUAUCUGCAUGUAUACACACCUGUCUGAAAAUAAAUACUAUUAUAAAUAUUAAAACAAAAUAAUGGCUCGUAUGGACCAUAUCAGGCUGAAAAUGUUGCUUUUGAAGAUUACAUGCAGUUUGGUCUUGAAACUGAAUAGAGACAGGGUGUUUAAUAUGGCAAAUACGGUAAGUGUGAUUGUUUUCGCUGUUUGUCGGACUCUGCAGGUGGCAGUGUUAUAGACAGCAUCAAGUGUUAACCUUGUGAGUUGCAAAAACUAACUGCUGAGAAAAUAGUUUAUGGUUGGUAGUAUAAAAGCUUGUCUGUGAUCCAAUCCUUGACUUGCAUGGAUGAUUUUGGAAUGGGAGAAUAUGAUACCAGGACACGCACAAUAAGAUGAGAGAUAUGGUAUUGUGACAUUGAUCUAUAUCAUGUGAAAGUCAUGUGAUUUGUAAUGCACCGGACUUGUAACAAAAUGUAACCACAUACUGUCCCAGAAGAGUCUUGGCGUUACUUACCCGGUCAUAAAAUUGAAUUACCUGGGUUUUUUCAAAAAUUGUAUAAUGAGUCAGGGCUUCACUGUGUAUAUAUGUAAAUAGAGAUUAUUGAUAUUUUCAAAAUAUAUUAUAUAUUUUCUAGAGUCUAUGCAAAGAUGACACAUAGCCAUGGUAACUUGCACAAAUUCUUGUGGAAGAUGGUUUUUGUACUCAUGAAUGUGUGAUUGUAGUAUUUAGAAUACGGCUCAAAUUCAUGACACUUACUCAAGGGUAUAUUUAUAUUUGUAUAACUGUAACGUGCCACUGUGGUGUGAAUGUGCAUUUGAUGCUUGAAUGCUUUGUAUUUUCAAUGAGUGUUUGUCCCACGAAGCCCAAGAAUACUACACACUUGGUCAUCUAUUUGGAGGUGAUUAUUGUGGAGGUCAGAGGUCAGAGUUCACAAAGUUCUGAGUGCCGUUGUACAAAGCGAUCUUUGGGAUCGAAACUUGCAUACCUUAACGUAGACUUGCGACAGUCGUAGCCUAAAGUUAUUUGUAUAACCUGGGCCCCUUUCCACAAAGCAAUCUUAGCGCCAAGAUGACCGCAACUCCCAUACUUUAGCAUUGACUUAUGACAGUCGUAGCGCUAAGAUAGCUUUGUGGAACGGGACCCUGUGUCCUUACAUGUUUUGAAUUUGUGUUGUGUUUCUUGCUCUCUUGGAAAUAGAAAUUACGUUUCACCUUUGUCUUGCUUUGUGAGGUCUCAGUAUUCAGGGAGCGGUCGGGUAGCCUAGUGGUUAAAGCGUUCGCUCGUCACGCCGAAGACCCAGGUCCGAUUCCCGACAUGGGUACAAUGUGUGAAGCCCAUUUCUGGUGUCCCCCGCCGUGAUCUUGCUGGAAUAUUGCUAAAAGCGGCGUAAAACCAUACUCACUCACUCAGUAUUCAGUCUUUAUGUAGUUUGUGGUUAAGAUAGUGAGGACAGAGAGGAUGACUUUAUCCAAUUUAUCUGAUUGUUUCAUUUCGCUUAUAUGAACCUUAAGCAUCUGAAAUGUCAGUGAAUAGGCCCUUGGAUGUGUGAUAUUCUUAGGGACUGAUCAUAUGAUAUUCAGGGCUGGGUAGGAGGGGGCUGGGAGUGUUUUGGAAAAACAUUAUUUGUUCCAGAAAAUACUGAAUCAAAAAUAUGUGCUUAAAAGUAAAGACAGAAAAAAAUUGUCUUGAAAAAAGUGUUUUGUAAAAAAAAUGAAAUGGUUCAUCUUUUCCUUUUAAUAUAUUCAGAGAAAGAAAUUGUAGGUUUGAAACAGUGAAAAAAGAAAUUAAUCUUCCAAAUUUCGUACAGGUGUCCUCAUGUAAAAAAUGAAAGCACUCAUGUUGAAGAUUUGUUUUGUUUGUCUUCAGUAGAAAUAUGAUGCUUAAAAGUACUGAUGGGUGGUUGGGUAGCCUAGUGUGGGUUUGAUUCCCGACAUGGGUACAAUGCGUGAAGCCCAUUUCUGGUGUCCCCCGCCUUGAUAUUUGCUGGAAUAUUGCUAAAAGUGGCGUAAAACCUCACUCACUCACUCAAAGGACUGCUAAAACAGGUUAUGUGAGAGGCAGGCUAACUUGUUGUCAUUCAAAAACUGAAUCCAGUUAUCUUCUAUAUAAGAUUUGAUAUAUAAGAAAUGUAUGGAAACUAGGCUAGGGUGUGUGUUAGAUGUUAAAAGCUUCCUUUUAUUUAUGUUGUAACUUUGACUCAUUCAUUUUGUGAAACAGAGUUUACAUGUAUUUACUUUGAUCUUUGAUAAAAUUUCUACUAUUUCACAUUAAACAUUUAUUUAUUUAUGAUAUUACCAUUCCAUAUUAAUAUGAAAUGAUGAAAUAAUAGGCCAUGAAAUAUUGGAUUUGGAAUCAUAAAAGCAAGGUGAGCUUCAAUAUUGUACCCAAAGUAUCAUGUUGUCAUGUUAUGGGAGCAACAGAAUGUAUGAGUUCGUUUAAUUGUCAAACAUUGCAUAAUGCAACUUUGAAUUGAAUCAGGAAUCUGAUAUUCUGAUUCAAAUAAUGAAAUUGUAUGCCAUUUCGCUAUCAAACUCUCCUUUCUAUAUUAACUACUAGUGAUUAAAUCAUACAAGUUACUUCCAAAGUGCUAUGUUUAUAUGGUGAUUUGACCUUGAGGACUUAUGCGUAUAUAUGUCAGUAUUUAAAGGUAUUCCUGGUUUGAAGACAAAGAUCCCAGCACCUUGAAGUCCCAUUUGUCGUGUUAUGGUUAUCUAGAUCAUGUUCCCAUUCAGUGCGACACUCAAAGUGAACAUUUGAAUAUGUACAUCAAAUUUUGUAUAUUUCUAUUUUCUAUGUGCAAUAGUUCCUAUCAUGGUUAAUCAUGUUUAUGUGGACCAAGGACUCGUUCGGACCAUGUUUGGACCAUGUUUGGACCAUGUUUGAUGAGGCUUAUCAAAGGAAAUAUUUCUGUGGUAUUUUUGCUUGUCAGUCUUUUUUAUUGGCAAAUUUCACAUUUUAUAGGAAGCAGGAAAUGUUCAUAAAAUGAACACAACCAACACUGACAUCGUAUCAGAGAGACGAAAUCCAUGUGUGCCCCGUUGUGUUGGUUGGUAUUCUUCGGGGCAGGGGGGGGGAGUAGAAAGCGUUCCUCCCUUGUCAGUUUAGUUUUCAAUGAUUUGUUUGUUUAUUUCUUGUUCAACGCUGCACUCGGCAAGAUUCUAGUGAUUGACGUCAUGAGCAUUGAUCUACGCAUUUGGGAUACGAUGACAUGCAUCAACCAAAUCAGCAAGCCUGACCACCCGAUCCCAUUAGUCGCCUCUUACGACAAGUUUUCAAUGAAUUACGGCAUUACUUAGGUUAGGCCAGACUAUUUUAAUCCUGUGGUUUACAGAUUUCUUUUGUGAAAAAAUCCUAGUUGGAAGAUAGGAAAAAUGAAAAAUAAAAAAGGACAUUUCAGAAUUUGUGUGUGAGUGUUGACACAUUGCAGGAACUUGUGGGUCACACAAGUUUCCGACACAGGAACUUGUGGGUCUCACAAGUUUCCGACACAGGAACUUGUGGGUCACUGAAGUUUUCGAUACAGGAACUUGUGGGUCACAUAAGUUUACUUUAAUCUUCCAAUUCCAACGGUAGUCAAAUACUGUACUAUUUAUUCAUCAAGGAAUACAUUUAUGUAGGGAGGCCCUUUCCCAGGUUGAUUGUACACAACUGUUUAUUUGGAGGGGGCACGGGUAGCCCAGUCGU
This is a messenger RNA of Haliotis rufescens (red abalone), 6542 nucleotides long. Its product is annotated as sphingosine kinase 2-like. The record is from RefSeq and is a predicted model, not a curated record. Gene Ontology annotation, biological process: sphingosine biosynthetic process. The transcript is spliced from 6 exons. NCBI's taxonomy places the organism in Eukaryota, Metazoa, Mollusca, Gastropoda, Lepetellida, Haliotidae. Gene Ontology annotation, cellular component: cytoplasm; membrane; intracellular membrane-bounded organelle. The coding region runs from base 1 to 1962 and encodes 653 amino acids.